CAAAGGGGGCGGGACGUCCGUGUUCCUUGUCGUUCGCCGCAGCAUCUGGCGCCCGGGAAGAGGUGGUUGUGAGGGAAGCAAUCUCACGGUUCUCUGGCUUCCGAGGCUUCUGGUUUGUCGCGGGGAGGAGGCAGCGAGCGAGAAGAAUCCGCUGCAGCCGAUCCUCGGCUACUCUCCUGCUCACCUCCGCGCGACGUACCCGCCGCCGCUGUUGGUUGGAGCAUUUGACAUUGUGCAGCAAAGAAAUGGUUAUGGAGAAGCCCAGUCCGCUGCUUGUAGGGCGAGAGUUUGUGAGGCAAUAUUAUACUUUGCUGAAUAAAGCUCCAGAAUAUUUACACAGGUUUUAUGGUCGGAAUUCUUCCUAUGUUCAUGGUGGAGUAGAUGCUAGUGGAAAGCCCCAGGAAGCUGUUUAUGGCCAAAAUGAUAUACACCACAAAGUGUUAUCUCUGAACUUCAGUGARUGUCAUACUAAGAUUCGUCAUGUGGAUGCUCAUGCAACCUUGAGUGAUGGAGUAGUUGUUCAGGUCAUGGGUUUACUGUCAAACAGUGGACAGCCAGAAAGGAAGUUUAUGCAGACCUUUGUUCUGGCUCCUGAAGGAUCUGUUCCAAAUAAAUUUUAUGUUCACAAUGAUAUGUUUCGCUAUGAAGAUGAAGUAUUUGGUGAUUCUGAACCAGAACUUGAUGAAGAGUCAGAAGAUGAAGUAGAAGAGGAACAAGAAGAAAGACAACCAUCUCCUGAACCUGUGCAAGAAAAUGCUAACAGUGGUUACUAUGAAGCUCACCCUGUGACUAAUGGCAUAGAGGAACCUUUGGAAGAAUCCUCUCAUGACCCUGAACCCGAGCCAGAAUCUGAAACAAAGACUGAAGAGCUGAAACCACAGGUGGAAGAAAAGAACUUAGAAGAAUUAGAGGAGAAGUCUACUACUCCUCCUCCUGCAGAACCAGUUUCUCUGCCACAAGAACCACCAAAGCCAAGAGUUGAAGCUAAACCAGAAGUUCAAUCUCAGCCACCACGUGUGCGUGAACAACGACCUAGGGAACGACCUGGUUUUCCUCCCAGAGGACCAAGACCUGGCAGAGGAGAUAUGGAGCAGAAUGACUCUGACAACCGUAGAAUAAUUCGCUAUCCAGACAGUCAUCAACUUUUUGUUGGUAACUUGCCACAUGAUAUUGAUKAAAAUGAACUAAAAGAGUUCUUUAUGAGUUUUGGAAACGUUGUGGAACUUCGCAUCAAUACCAAGGGUGUUGGGGGAAAGCUUCCAAAUUUUGGUUUUGUGGUUUUUGAUGACUCUGAACCAGUUCAGAGAAUCUUAAUUGCAAAACCGAUUAUGUUUCGAGGGGAGGUCCGUUUAAAUGUGGAAGAGAAGAAAACCAGAGCUGCAAGAGAGCAAGAAACCAGAGGUGGUGGUGACGAUCGCAGAGAUAUUAGGCGCAACGAUCGAGGUCCUGGUGGUCCACGUGGAAUUGUGGGUGGUGGAAUGAUGCGGGACCGCGAUGGAAGAGGACCUCCUCCAAGAGGCGGCAUGGCACAGAAACUUGGCUCUGGGAGAGGAACCGGGCAAAUGGAAGGCCGUUUCACAGGACAGCGUCGCUGAAGCUCCACUGUUGGCAAAGUCUUGGCAGUGGUACAUUAUUCAUCGUGUUUGCAUUCUUGUUAAUUUUUUUGGCUUUGGAAUGUGACACAGCCUUUUUGAUUAUUUCUUUGAUGUGAAAAGCAUCUUUGGUUCAGUUAAAUUGAGGUGGACAUUAUUUCCCCAAUUUCACAACAGGAUUUACAUUGUUAAUUUAUAAAUCUAGACUUGGGGAAUUAAGGACUGAGAAAUGACCAUAUCUUAAAACUAUCUACAACAAAAUGAACUUAAAAGGACAUGCCCACUGAAUUCAGGUCCUUUGAGUCAAAAAAAAAUCUUCUGCUGCACAUUUUGUUUAAGUGUUACUGUUUCUGCCUAUUAAUGUUGGAAACACAAAUAGUGCAAUUUGUGCAAUUGGAGAAUCUUGCCUUUUUUCUUGGCUCCCCCCAAAAAUACAAACCAACAGAAACUUAUUAUGCACUCAUCAAAAUGCACUAUUGGGUACUCUGAACUCAUUAAUAUUGACAUCUGCAACAGGAGGCAACAGGGAAAAAAAAAAUCUUUCAUCUUUUUUCCAGUAGARAAUAGUUUGUGAAUGAGGGCAUUUUAUCUGCUUGCUGUGACCAGCGUGUGUACUCUUAAACCUUAACAAGACUACAGAAAUAUUCCAGAAGGAAAUCAUUUAGUUGUGAACUAAAUAACAAGUCAGAACUUCAAAUGUUAUGGUCUUGAAUAUUAGACCAGAUUUAGUAGCUCCAUAAGAGUUUUCUACCUGCCCCUCUUCAGUACAGGGAUGGCUGGCUGCUCAACACAACACUCCUCCUCCCUUUUCCUUUCUUUAAGCUGUGUACAGUGGAAAUUGUCUUUCCUGUAUUUUUGUUCUCUGGUAAUGUAAUAAGCAUGAUGGUGCCUUCUAUUAAUACAUCAUUCCAGUCUUGCUGGUAAUUUUGUACAGUAUAGWUUAUGAAUUGCUGUGCUGCAAAGCCAAACAGCUGCAAAAUGUUGAAAAAUCAUUGAAGUGUAUAAAAAUUGCAGUAUCUUUAAAAUCAGUAAAA
This is a messenger RNA of Urocitellus parryii (Arctic ground squirrel), 2626 nucleotides long. RefSeq names its product G3BP stress granule assembly factor 2 (gene G3bp2). Gene Ontology annotation, cellular component: cytosol; ribonucleoprotein complex. Lineage: Eukaryota; Metazoa; Chordata; Mammalia; Rodentia; Sciuridae. The record is from RefSeq and is a predicted model, not a curated record. Gene Ontology annotation, molecular function: mRNA binding.